CAAAUUAAUUUGUCAUUAUAAAUUUUAUUCCUGCUGAGAUACCAUCGAAGCAAGAUCACCAUACCUAAUGAACGUGCUCAUUUGCAUGCACAAUUGUUAUAAUAAUAUUUUUUUUUUAAAUAAUACAUAUAUAUAUCUCUAUAUUCUGGGUUGAGUCCAAGACGCAUUUACUGAACUCACUCCACAACUGUACGCAUUUAAAAUCAUCACCGGCCAUCUCAAUUCUCAAUCCCCGUUUUCUUCAUCUUCUUCGCCACCCUUGAAAGCCUAAUCCACCCAUGGGUAACGACGCCGUUCUGCGGAUCUGCCUCGUCUGGUUGGCUGCAGUAAUGGUGUUGACGGGGAUGUACACGCAAUCUCUAAAGAAAACAGCGGCCACCUACUUGUUUGGCGUGCUUGCUAUCGGCGGCGUCGUUUUGCCCGAUUGGAAGUUCUUCGACCGCCCUCUCUCUCAGUGGUGCACCCUCGUCUCCGGGGCCAACGACGACGACGGACCCACUCAAUCUGCACCGCCUGCAAGGAUGAAGUUGUACCCGGUGAGAAUAGUGAUUUAUACAGCAGUUUAUGGUUUUGGUUUCCGCGAGUGGCUCAACUACAUAAGAAGCAGUUGAUCAUCAUAGUGAACUUGCUAGGCUAAUUAAUAAUGGCUGACGGAGAAAAAUUUGCACCCUCGAGAUCCUUCUUCGGAACCUACUCCGAUCCUUUCACUGCCGGAAAGGCUCACCUAUCGCCGGAGCUAUGACCGACGGAGACGAAGCAAAACAGCUGGGAAAUAGUAAAAAGAGAGAAAAUUCGAGGAAAAAAGUAUAAAACUGUAUUAUUGAUUGUGUAUCAACACAUAACCGUAGUAGGGUUUAAUACAUUUGUUUAUGUACGGGAUUGCCUAAUUUAAAGUCUUUUUUUGGCGAAAUUUUCACAGAUUAUUCAAUCAUGAAUUAUAAUUUACACGUUUUCCUUAUUUAUUUAUGAAAGUUAUCUACUGAUCGCGUCCUCCAACGGUCGUAAGACGAGCUUGCCGC
Messenger RNA from Erythranthe guttata (spotted monkey flower), 1019 nucleotides. Its product is annotated as peptidase. Gene Ontology annotation, biological process: anther wall tapetum development. The record is from RefSeq and is a predicted model, not a curated record. Gene Ontology annotation, cellular component: endoplasmic reticulum membrane; signal peptidase complex. NCBI's taxonomy places the organism in Eukaryota, Viridiplantae, Streptophyta, Magnoliopsida, Lamiales, Phrymaceae.